AUGGAGCAGCAGUCGAAUAGGACGCAUCGCCCCGCGAAGGAGAAGAAGAAGUUCGAAGGAUCAAACCCAAAGGCCUUUGCAUAUUCCAAUCCUGGAAAACUCAAUAGGCAGGCUGCCCGAUCGCACGAUGUCAAGGAAAAGAGAUUGCAUGUCCCUCAGGUGGAUCGCAUGCCCGAGGAGGCUCCUCCGACGGUUGUUGCCAUCGUUGGACCUUCUGGUGUAAGUUCUAAUGUUCAACCUGAUGUUCAAUCGAGAAUCGCAAUUCUGACCAGCACUCUUUUCUUCAAAUCUACAGGUCGGCAAGACAACACUUCUCAAAUCUUUGAUCCGUCGGUAUACCAAGCAGACCUUGAGCUCACCGCAAGGCCCGCUUACUGUGCCAAAAUCGCCGAUAUCGUUCUCCUUAUGAUUGACGGAAACUACGGAUUUGAGAUGGAAACCAUGGAGUUCUUGAACGCUUUGUCUACCAGUGGUAUGCCGGGUAAUGUCUUCGGUAUUCUUACCCAUCUCGACCUCUUCAAGAAGCAGAGCACACUGCGCAUGACGAAGAAGCGCCUGAAGCACCGUUUCUGGAGUGAAUUGUACCAGGGCGCGAAGCUUUUCUACCUCUCCGGUGUGAUUAACGGCCGCUAUCCCGACCGCGAAGUCCACAACCUUUCGCGAUUCUUGUCAGUCAUGAAGAACCCGCGUCCACUCAUCUGGCGUAACUCCCACCCUUAUGCGCUUGCCGAUCGCUUCUUGGAUAUCACCCCUCCCACCCAGAUUGAAGAAAACCCCAAGUGUGAUCGUACUGUUGCGCUGUAUGGCUACCUCCGAGGUACCAACUUCCCAGCUCAGGGUGCACGAGUGCACGUUCCUGGUGUCGGUGAUCUUACAGUCUCCGGUAUUGAAGGACUUCCUGACCCAUGCCCGACUCCCUACAUGGAUCAGCAGAUUGCCAAAGCUACUGGAAAGUCUUCCAGGCGUAAGCUCGGUGAGAAGCAGAAGCUGCUGUUUGCUCCCAUGUCUGAUGUUGGUGGUGUCUUGGUUGAUAAGGAUGCGGUUUAUAUUGAUAUCAAGACGAACACCUUCGACCGUGAUUCUGACGAAGAGUCUGAUGAUGAGAACCGCGGACUCGGAGAGCAGCUGGUGGUAGGCCUGCAGGGCGAACGUCGCUUGCUCGGCGAGGCCGAUGAGGGCAUUCGUCUCUUCCGUGGCGGUGAAAAGAUCGCUCAAGGAGAUGAGGCCGAGGAGACUGGCAGGAAACACAAACGCCAAGCCCGUAUUGCCGACGGAGAGCGUGUCACUGAGCUCAACUCCGAUGACGAGGAGGGUCUUGACAGCGACGAGGACGAUGAAGAACUCGGAGACGAUCAGGAUGAGGACGAUGACUUCAGUGGCGACGAGGAAGACGAGAUUGAUGUCUCCGCACCGGCGGACUUCGAAUCGAGCUUCAAGGAGCGCCAGAAUGGAAAGUCCAAUGGCGAGGAUGGAGACGUUGCUUUCGCUGACAGUGAUUCCGAUCUCGGCUCUAUUUCGUCAGUCGAAGAUCAGGAGCUGGAUAGCGGCGAUGAGGAUGAGGAAGAUGAUGGGGAAGAGGGCGAGGACGACGAGGAUGAUGAGGGCAAUGCUCGAUGGAAGGACAACAUGUUGGCCAACGCCAAGGCUCUCCAUGGAAAACGCCCUGCAUUCCGUGUCAAUGACCUGUCCCGCAUGAUUUACGAUGAGUCGAUCACUCCCAUCGAUGUCGUGCAACUUUGGCGUGGUGAAGCAGACGACGAGGACGAGGAGGAGUCCGACAUUGAAGCCGAUGAAGAUGGCGAGGAUUUCUUCAAGAAGACCGACAACGAGAAGCGGGAUCAAGCCGAUUUCCGCGCCGUCCCCGAAUACGACUACGAAGAGCUGGAGCGCAAGUGGCGAGACGAGGAGCUGAUCGAGUCGUUGAGACGUCGCUUCGUGACUGCUAAGCUUGGUGGCGGUGGUUCUGAUGACGAUCUUGAAGAAGGAGACUUGGACGACCUUGAUUCAGAUGACGAGGGCGAUGGUGCUUUCGAGGAUCUGGAGACGGGCGAGGUCUUUGAUGGAUUUGAUGACGAUGAAGACAAGGACGGAGAUGAAGAUGAAGACGAGGGUGACGAGAAGGAACCCGAAGGCCCUGUCGAUCUUGAUGCAGAGCGCGAGCGCAACGCCAAGAGGAAGGAAGAGCUGAAGCUUCGCUUCGAGGAAGAAGAUCGUGAAGGCUUUGCCAAUGCCAAAGACGGCAACCGAGAUGGUCUCGAGGGUGAGUUUGGCGAGGACGAUUGGUACGAUUUACAGAAGGCGAAGAUGCAGAAGCAGCUCGAUAUCAAUCGUGCCGAGUUUGACGAACUUGACCCGGCCUCGCGUGCUCGCGCCGAAGGCUACAAGGCUGGAACUUACGCCCGAAUUGUCCUCGAGAACGUGCCUUACGAGUUCGCCUCCAAAUUCAACCCUCGCUUCCCUGUUAUUGUGGGUGGUCUGGCUCCUACCGAGGAUCGCUUCGGAUACGUGCAGAUUCGCAUCAAGCGACACCGCUGGCACAAGAAGAUUCUGAAGAGCAAUGAUCCCCUGAUCUUCUCGCUGGGAUGGCGCCGAUUCCAAUCAUUGCCCAUCUAUAGCACUUCGGACAGUCGAACCCGUAACCGCAUGCUCAAGUAUACACCUGAGCACAUGCAUUGUUUCGGUGUAUUCUACGGUCCCCUCGUUGCUCCCAACACUGGUUUCUGUUGUGUCCAGUCAUUCUCCAACAAGACCCCCGGCUUCCGCAUUGCCGCGACCGGUGUCGUUCUGAGCGUGGACGAACAUACAGAGAUUGUCAAGAAGCUGAAGCUUACUGGUGUUCCUUACAAGAUCUUCAAGAACACCGCCUUCAUCAAGGACAUGUUCAACUCCUCCCUCGAGAUUGCCAAGUUCGAGGGUGCAUCUAUCAAGACGGUUUCGGGUAUCCGUGGUCAGAUCAAGAGAGCCCUGAGCAAACCCGAAGGCUACUUCCGUGCCACCUUUGAGGACAAGAUCCUGAUGAGUGACAUCGUCUUCCUGCGUGCGUGGUACCCGAUCAAGCCCCACCGCUUCUACAACCCCGUCACCAACCUGCUCGACCAAGAAGAGGGCGGCACAGCCGAUAGCGGCUGGCAAGGCAUGCGACUCACUGGUGAAGUCCGUCGGGAUCAGGGCAUCCCCACACCAAUGAACAAGGACUCAGCCUACCGCAAGAUUGAGCGUCAAGAACGCCACUUCAACCCUCUCCGCGUGCCGAAGCAACUGGCCGCCGAACUUCCCUUCAAGUCGCAGAUCACCAAGAUGAAGAAGCACACGGACAAGACCUACAUGCAGAAGCGUGCUGUCGUCCUCGGUGGCGAGGAGAAGAAGGCCCGCGAUCUCAUGCAGAAGCUGACCACCAUGCGCAACGAGAAGUCGGCCAAGCGGGCGGCUAAGCAAGAGGAGCGCCGUAAGGUCUACCGUGCCAAGGUUGCUGAUAGCUUGGAGAAGAAGACUGCUCGUGAGAAGCGGGAGCGUAAUGAUUACUGGCGGCGCGAGGGCAAGAAGCGCAAGAAUGAUGAUGAGUCUGGUGGUGGCCGUGGUAAGAAGCGCGGUUGA
This is a messenger RNA of Penicillium subrubescens, 3594 nucleotides long. Its product is annotated as GTPase BMS1. Gene Ontology annotation, cellular component: nucleus; 90S preribosome. Gene Ontology annotation, biological process: ribosome biogenesis; maturation of SSU-rRNA from tricistronic rRNA transcript (SSU-rRNA, 5.8S rRNA, LSU-rRNA); endonucleolytic cleavage of tricistronic rRNA transcript (SSU-rRNA, 5.8S rRNA, LSU-rRNA). Lineage: Eukaryota; Fungi; Ascomycota; Eurotiomycetes; Eurotiales; Aspergillaceae. The record is from RefSeq and is a predicted model, not a curated record. The coding region runs from base 1 to 3594 and encodes 1197 amino acids. The transcript is spliced from 4 exons. Gene Ontology annotation, molecular function: GTPase activity; GTP binding; U3 snoRNA binding.